Molecule: messenger RNA, 3378 nt
Organism: Amphibalanus amphitrite
Lineage: Eukaryota; Metazoa; Arthropoda; Thecostraca; Balanomorpha; Balanidae
Product: glutamate--cysteine ligase regulatory subunit-like
Exons: 7
Coding region: 354-1184 (276 amino acids)
Biological process (GO): glutathione biosynthetic process
Cellular component (GO): glutamate-cysteine ligase complex
Molecular function (GO): enzyme regulator activity; glutamate-cysteine ligase catalytic subunit binding
Source: RefSeq, a predicted model, not a curated record
CAAAAUUGGUCCGGGCGGUGUUUCACGGGACGCUGCUACCACGCUGCUAUCAAAUUGCGCGAGCUGACGUCACACUUGUGGUAGUGUUGGAGCAAUGGGCCUGUUGAUGUUUCCAUGGAAACCCAAUUUGACACGUGUAAAAGCAGCGUGCUGCUAUCACUGGUGAAACAGGGCCCUGGGCUGCAGCUGGUUUCACUCUGGCAAGCUCUGGGCCACUUUACUCUGGCCGAAGUAUGGGCAAGGCCUAGAGCUUUACUGGAGCUGACACGAUUCCAGGGCUUGCUCGCUCCACAGCCGGACUUAUGCUGCAUCAGCCGUGGCAUACCUCAAUUGUACACUAGCAGAGUAUCAACAUGAGUGGUGCGGGCGAGAGCGCGUGUAGUUCGCGGGGCGAGCCGCUGGCGCUGGGCGAGGCGUGCACCGACCUCACAAUGUCGACGGGCAAUGUCAUCUCGAUGCGCGGGGUGCGCCGCCGCGCCGGGCAGGGUACCACAGAGGAGUUAAUGUCUUCACUGGAUCAUAUGCUUGACAUCAUCCGCCCGGCGAAGGGCGAACUGGACCGGCCGUCAGUCGUGAUGGCAGUGCCGUGCGCGUGCUACAGCGUCAGUCUGGGUGAGGAGGAGCGGGAGCCGCUGAGCAUCACCGUCAAACUGUUCCCGGUCGGGCUGGACACCGACGCCGUCCGACAGGCCGUCGAGCGAGCUCUGACGGAGCUGUCGGUGAAGCAGGUGGAGGCGAUCGUGCUGUCCAACCCGCUGCCCUGGGAGGAGAUGACGCUGGAGCAGCUGCUGCCCCUCUGGCGGGUGCUGGAACAGUUCCACGCGCAGCAGAAGGUGGCCUACCUGGGCCUGGCGGACGUGGAGCAGUCACUGUUCGAGGCCAUCUGCCAGUGUGAUCAGGUGGAGGUGAAGCCGUCCCUGCUCCAGAUCAACCUCACCAACUGCUGCUCGGUGCCGGACGACCUGCGCGACUUCUGCCGGCAGCGGGACGUCCAGAUCCUGACACACAACGACGCACAAGAGGUGCUGCCGGGCGCCGUGCUCCGGCCGCUGCUCUCCAAACACCUGGCCUUGGCCGAGCCGCAGCGCUGGUCGCUCGUCUGGUCCCUGCGCUACCUCGUCAUGGUACAACACAAGGGCGUCAUCAAGAACAAGGGCUACAUCGUGCACGUGACGCGCUCCUAGGCUCGUCCCCCGGCGCGGCGCGGCGGCUAGGCUGAUUAUCACUGGCUCGACAGGUAAUGUGACACAGAAAUGCCAUCAGCCGAGCGCGUCAGACGGACGGACGGCCAGACGGACGGGCGGGCGGACGGGUAGGCAUUGGGGACGCGCCGGUCUAGCUGCCAGUAACGCGCUCGUGGUGCCUUCACUUCACUCUGGCUAUCUGUAGGCAGGACGUGUUUGUUGUGUUUCUGCACAUUCCCCGCUGUGAGGAGUACGACUCUAUACGCCUGUCGGGGCCAGGGAGUAAAGAGCUUAGAAAAUAAAGUACUUAGUAAUAUUCAGGUCCUAGGAUAUGACGUGAUUUUAUACCUUGGGUGGGAUUAGAUGCGAUGUAGCAAGUAAUGCGGAAAUCUAUACGGGAAUAAUACUUAACAUAUACAUUUAUAUUCAUCGCUAAAAAUCACUUUUCGUGCAUUUCCCCUUCAAUAUCUUAGAGAUGGUAGUUUCAUCACAGUUUCUGAGGGACUUGUUCAUUAAAGUAUUAUCACUAAUAAGAGGGUAAGAGAUUUGCGAUGGUACCUUCCUAGAAAACCAACUAAUCACGACGCGGCCAUUUAUAGACGCUAGUGGCAUUAAUGAAGGUGUGCUAUUAUUGUACCUACGUGUGGCGGUAGACGGGACUGCUGCUGGCUUGUGCAGUAGUGCCCCAUUUUUGUCCUAUUCAGCUGAGUUGAUUUAUAAAACUAACUGGGAAACAUUCAUGUACAGGGUUGGGCAGAUAAAUUGGGACAAAAUACAUAUUUGCAUUUAGAACGCCGUACCUUAGAAAUUUGUAAACAUAGGCAUUUCAAAUUUGGAUCACAUAUUGUCACACCAAUUUUACACAAUUAUCACCAACUAUGGUCACCGUGGUCCACCUGCAUCAGUCCUUAUCGGUGCCUGGACUGGCCGCACGCGUGGCGAAAUCUCCCGUCUGAAAUGGCUUGUAAUUGUAGCCAACUGGCACUGCUGAGGCUCACCACAGUCACAUGGGGACGUUCGUUAGACUCACCCGCAAAAACGCCCCAGCAACCAGAACUUGUGUGGGCUGAGGUUUAAUGAAGAAGGGGGUAUUUUCCCUUGGGUACAGUUUGCGGGAUCCUCCGUUUCAGGAGAUUUUGUAUUUAAUUUACUGUAUGCCGGGGAGCUGACUCCGAGAAGAGCAUCACUCCAUGCAGGAUGUUGCCUUCUUCCAUCUUGUUGAUUCGAACUGCCGGAAUAAUGGUUAGGUACCCUGUAAUGGCGAACCCCCUCCCGAUUCCGUAAAAUAAGGGGGCCCUUACGUGACCGUCAGAAGUCACCGAGUAGAAUGCCAUCACCGAUGUCUGCUGCAUGCUUUUUGGAACUAAGAUAACGUCUUCUGGGCUGGUUGCGAUGUUACAUGGUGUUUGCGGUUGUUCAUAUAUUCGGUUAUGGGGAUACCAUCGUCCAAAAAAGACCUGCACGUGCUUGCUUGCUUCUCCAAGCCCUUCAAGAGGAAACAAUCUUUUUUACGUCACAGCUGCUUCAACAUCUAUGUUGACAGGUUGAUAUGCAUCAAUGCAUAAGAGUACAUGUUUGAGGUGCUGGUAUAUCGCUUUCUCAUGGCGCGGCUACCUUCGUUGUAAGCUCGCGCCACUGAAUUCGCGAGGAUCCUCUGAUUUAACUGAAUUUUGCCUUUUAGCCCCCCUGGAAAACCGGGGGAGCGGCCGGUGUCAAUGCAAUAGGGAUGUAAGGAUGAGUCAAUAUUAUCUCUUCCUCCAACGUUUACGUCUGUUCGAUACACACUACUUCCAGCCAUUUGAUGGAGCAUAAUUAGAGUAUUGGCAUGCAUGUGCGCGCGGACUAAGUUGAUAGUGGCUUGCUUAAGCCCACGUUCUGUGACCAGCCAACUCAAAACUAUAACGCAACCUGCAUAACGUGGAAACGUAUUCAUAAGCCUAUAUUUAUGUUCAAAAAUUAUCUUUAUCACUCAAAAAAUAGUCGUUUUAGAGGAAGUUGAAAUUUGUCCCAAUUUAUCUGCCCACCCCUGUAUUGUGCAAUAUAGACCAGAUGUGCUUAUUUUAAGUGCAAUAUUAUUUGUGUUUGUGGUAGGGAAAUGCUCUGUUCUCAUUUUUCGUUAGUAAUGAGUUCGCACUGCCGACGCCAGUUCGCAAUCAGGUAAUGUGAAUGUGGGAAAUAAAUGAACUCAGGCUCC